AUGGCAAGACCUUAUCAAAUAGCGAUUGAGAGAGAUUAUAACAUAAUUGACGGCAAGACUGUCAUGAAAGUCGCUGCAUGGUUAUUCAUCCUCUGUAUGAUCCAGAUGUCCUGUAGAUUGAUCUCUAAUUUGUGUAAGCCAGAAGAAGAAGAAGAUAGUUUCCGAUUUGAAAUGUCGACAGCUACUACUAGAUCAUCAUCAUCAUCAUCAUCAUCUACAUUGAACAGGGACUACUCUAGUAGAUGGAAGAGACCAGAGAUACAGAUUCCGGCGAAGAAGACGUAUAAGCCGGAGAUGGAGAUUCAGGGGACGGAAUGUACGGUUUGCCUUGGAGAGUUUAUGGCGGGAGAAGAAGUUAGGGUUUUGCCGAAAUGUAAACAUGGAUUUCACUUGAAAUGUAUCGAUAAGUGGAUAGUCAAAAGCUCUACUUGUCCCACUUGCAGGACCACACUUUGA
Messenger RNA from Impatiens glandulifera, 456 nucleotides. Its product is annotated as RING-H2 finger protein ATL73-like. NCBI's taxonomy places the organism in Eukaryota, Viridiplantae, Streptophyta, Magnoliopsida, Ericales, Balsaminaceae. The record is from RefSeq and is a predicted model, not a curated record. The transcript has a single exon. Bases 1 to 456 code for a protein of 151 amino acids.